CCUCGCACCCGGAGCGCGCCGGCGGACGGCGGCGGGGUUAUGCGACCGUCACCGCGCGGGAGAGGCUGAGAACGGAGGCGCUCGCCAUGACCAAGUCGUACAGCGAGAGCGGGCCGGCGGGCGAGCCGCAGGCGCAAGCCCCCCCUGGCUGGGCGGCAGGCUGCCUUAGCCCGCCCGCCGACGGGCCCGAGGCCGACAAGAAGGAGGAGGACCUGGAGGCUCUGCACGGCGAGGCCGAAGAGGACGCGCUGCGGAACGGUGAGGAGGAAGACGAGGAGGACGAGCUGGACGAGGAGGAGGAGGAAGAAGAGGAGGAGGAGGACGACGAGCAGAAGCCCAAGCGGCGCGGCCCCAAGAAGAAGAAGAUGACCAAGGCACGCCUGGAGCGCUUCAAGCUGCGCCGCAUGAAGGCCAAUGCGCGGGAGCGCAACCGCAUGCACGGCCUGAAUGCGGCCCUGGACAACCUGCGCAAGGUCGUGCCCUGCUACUCCAAGACGCAGAAACUUUCCAAGAUCGAGACGCUGCGCCUGGCCAAGAACUACAUCUGGGCACUGUCUGAGAUCCUGCGCUCCGGCAAGAGCCCCGACCUGGUCUCCUUCGUGCAGACACUGUGCAAGGGCCUCUCGCAGCCCACCACCAACCUGGUGGCCGGCUGCCUGCAGCUCAACCCGCGGACGUUCCUGCCCGAGCAGAGCGCGGACGCCCCUCCGCACCUGCCGCCCGCGGGAGCGCCCUUCGCUCCGCCGCCCUUCCCCUACGCGUCGCCGGGGCUGCCCAGCCCGCCCUACGGCACCAUGGACAGCUCCCACCUCUUCCACCUCAAGCCGCCGCACGCCUACGGCGCCGCGCUCGAGCCCUUCUUCGAGGGCGGCCUGCCCGAGGGCGCCGGCCCCGCCUUCGACGGCCCGCUCAGCCCGCCCCUCAGCAUCAACGGCAACUUCUCUUUCAAGCACGAGCCCGCCGCCGACUUCGACAAGAGCUACGCCUUCACCAUGCACUACCCCGCCGGGCCGCUGCCCGCCGCGCCCGCCCACGCCGCCGUCUUCUCGGGCGCCGCCGCCCGCUGCGAGCUCCCGGCCGACGGCAUGGCGCCCUACGAGGGGCACCCGCACCACGAGCGCGUCCUGAGCGCGCAGCUCAGCGCCAUCUUCCACGAGUGAGCGCCGCCGCCGAGCGGGGCCAGCAGCAAUAAUUCGGAUCUAUGCAAUUUUUAACCUCGCGAUGGGCCAAUUACAAAAUAUAUAUGAGAUCUCUAUUUUUCAACCAACGUUUUACUACUUGUUACCUUUCCCGCGCCGAAUUAUUUUGUUGUGGUUUUGUACAGAAUUUUUAAUGACUUUUUAUAACGUGGAUUUCCUAUUUUAAACCAUGCAGCUUCAUCAAUUUUUAUACAUAUCGGAAAGGUAGAAUUAUAUCUAAUUUAUACGAAAUAAUUUAACUAAUUUAAACCAGCAGAAAAGUGCUUAGAGAAGUUCUGUUGCCUUAGCACUGCUUUCCUUUCAAAUCGUUAAAGCAAAACAAACAAACAACAUGAAGCGUAAUCCGGGCAAUUUCUUUCCCAUUAAAGUCUUUUUGGUUCUUUUUUUUUUUUUUUUUUUUGUCUUUUUUUCCAUUUCUUUUUCCUUUCCCCCUUACGAUCAGAACCAGACCCCCAGCUCUUGAGAAGAUAGAAGAACGAAAGACUUAUUUUCUAUUAAAACAUAUCAGUUCAAUACGUGACUUGCACAAACUUGUAUAUAAAUAUUAUAAGCAAAUGCCAACACCCUUCUUAAAUCAAAAGCUGCUUGACUAUCACAUACAAUUUGCACUGUUUCUUUUUAGUCUUUGAGCCCCCUGGCAUCCCGUGGUGUUUUUUUUUUUGGUUUUUGGUUUUUGGUUUUUUUUUUCCUGCAGAGAACUUGAAGCUCUCGGUGUUUCCGGACGCUGUAACUGCAUGAUUUUAGACAUAUUCACACGAUCCGUGGUUGUCAUUCGCUCGUCUCAUCACUCGGAACCUAAAGCUGAGCAGGUCGUUGGAGUCGGGCUAUAUACCUAUUGUAGUCGAUUAGUACGGUAGCUUGAAACAGAUUCAAACCAUUUAAUCCGUAAUUAGAACAAUAGCUAUUGCAUGUACAAUGCAGUCCAGAAUAAGUGCUGUUUGAAAUGUAACGCUGGUUCAACUGGAAUCAAAUCUGUACUGUAAUUUUGUUUGUAAACCUGUAUAUUAUGGUGUAAUGCACACUGGGAUUUUAGGAAAUGUCCAUCCUUUUGCAACAACCUAGUAUUGAACAUUUGGUCGAAUGUUGCAUUUCUCCUUCAACGUGAUUUUAUUUUUUCUUAGUGUAAGUAAUUCCUAUGGGAUUAUUGUUUUACUCGGAUAGCUCAUGGAAGGUGCGACACUUAUUAUUUGUAGAAUAAAA
Molecule: messenger RNA, 2399 nt
Organism: Tympanuchus pallidicinctus (lesser prairie-chicken)
Lineage: Eukaryota; Metazoa; Chordata; Aves; Galliformes; Phasianidae
Gene: NEUROD1
Product: neuronal differentiation 1
Exons: 2
Coding region: 87-1160 (357 amino acids)
Biological process (GO): nervous system development; regulation of DNA-templated transcription
Molecular function (GO): protein dimerization activity
Source: RefSeq, a predicted model, not a curated record